AUGAUUGACCCAAUUGAUAAAAUUAUCGAAGAAACAUUUGUUUAUAAAAUUGACAUGCUUCAUAAUCUUUCUUUAUCAUCGAAUGCAUCAAUGAUUCGUUACGCGUUAGCAUAUAAGAACUUCAAUCCUAACGAAACAUAUCCAGAAGAAGAAAAUGUGGAAUCAAGUUUUGAAUUAACAAAAAAGUAUUGGAAAUAUAAAAUUGAAUCAUAUAAGAAACAAGAUGAAAAAGCAGAAAGGGAUACUAAAAACAAUGUUUCAAUGGAUGACUAUCAAUACUAUCACGAUUUAAUCCUUUCAUCUAAAUGCAAAAUGUGUGGUAAAGCGUUUACAUAUGCAAAUAAACCAACAUUGGAUAGAAUCGAUAAUGAAAAACCACAUACCAAAGAAAAUUGUCAGUUAAUGUGUUGUUAUUGCAAUGUCGUAAAAUCAAAUAAAGAUGAAGAUGUUCAACGUUUAAGAAUCAAUUUAAGAAAUUAUGCAUUAAAAAAUAAUUUACCAAUGACUUUAGAUUCAGUUGAAGCUUAUCACAUUCUCCGUAAUGGAAUUACUGGUGGUCUAUCAAAUGUUCAACAUCGUGUUAAUCUUAAAGGAAUCACGCACAUUAAUAAACUUUCAUAUAAUCCAGAAACUAAAACUGUAUCAAAUGAGGACACCACCAACAUUAUGACUCAUUUCGUUGGAGUUGACUUUAAUUCAUUAUAUCCUUCAUCAUUUUCAUCUAAUCCUCAUGAUUUCAUUCAAUAUACUGACCAUAAAAUGUAUAUGCCGGGAAGAUUGAAUGGUGUUAUCAUUUGUGAUACAGCAACAAAGAAAGCAAAAGCACUGGGAAUAAUUAAGAAGAAAAAUACUUUAUUCGUGGCUGAAGUAAAGGGUCACAUUGAUGAAAAAUACAUUAAUGAUUACAUAAACUUUUUACCGAUAAUAAGAAACUUAGAUAUUAUCACAGAUGAAAAAACAAUUGGCAGUUUUAUGUAUAAUUACAUGAAAUCAAACAAUCUACCAGUUGACCAGAAACAGAGAAAAUUAACUCAGUUAGCAUCAACACACAACCAAUAUCAACCAUUUUCUUCUUAUUAUCUUUGGUAUCUAAUAGACAGAUUUCAUUUUAUCAUUGAUGAUAUUCAAUCAAUUUUAACAUUUACUAAAAACACUUGUUUUAAUGAAUUUGCGAACAAAUUUAUGAACGAAAGACAAAAGGCUGAAUUAGAAGGAAAUAAAGGAAAAAGUUUAUUUUGCAAGAUUUCACUUAAUGGAUCAUAUGGUUACGAUGCAAUGA
This is a messenger RNA of Trichomonas vaginalis G3, 1279 nucleotides long. Its product is annotated as DNA/RNA polymerase superfamily. The annotation marks the transcript as partial. The record is from RefSeq and is a predicted model, not a curated record. The transcript has a single exon. NCBI's taxonomy places the organism in Eukaryota, Parabasalia, Trichomonadida, Trichomonadidae.